Messenger RNA from Priapulus caudatus, 2682 nucleotides. RefSeq names its product deoxyribose-phosphate aldolase-like. Gene Ontology annotation, molecular function: deoxyribose-phosphate aldolase activity. Gene Ontology annotation, biological process: carbohydrate catabolic process; deoxyribonucleotide catabolic process. The transcript is spliced from 8 exons. The record is from RefSeq and is a predicted model, not a curated record. Gene Ontology annotation, cellular component: cytoplasm. NCBI's taxonomy places the organism in Eukaryota, Metazoa, Priapulida, Priapulimorpha, Priapulimorphida, Priapulidae. Bases 23 to 985 code for a protein of 320 amino acids.
UGUUAAGCGGACUUAUACUACAAUGGCGGAUUGUGGUAACACUGGCUGUACUCUCGAUUUGGAAUGGGUAUUAAGUACUCAGGUAAACUUGCCCGCAGUAAAGAAGCGAGCAGCUGAACUUGGAACACGCCGAACUGUUAAGAAACAGUGGCAGGCAGCAUGGCUGCUGCGGACAGUGACAUGUAUAGACCUUACAACUCUGUCUGGAGAUGACACUCCUGCCAAUGUGCAGAGGUUGUGUCACAAAGCAGCACAUCCCGUGAGAGAGGAUCUGCUCAAGGCAAUGAACAUGCAAGAUAAAGGUAUAACAGUAGGUGCUGUUUGUGUCUACUCUGCACGUGUAGCUGACUGCGUAAAAUAUCUGAAAGAAGCUGGAAAUCCCAACAUAGCAAUAGCAUCAGUUGCCACUGGAUUUCCAACUGGACAGACGCACCUGAAAUCACGCUUAGAGGAGAUCCACCAGGCAGUGGCAGAUGGUGCCACUGAGAUAGAUAUUGUGAUCAACAGGAAUUAUGCUCUGACUGGAAACUGGCAAGGCGUGUAUGAUGAAGUGAAAUUGAUGAAGCAAGCAUGUGGAGGUGCUCAUAUGAAGGCGAUCUUGGCAACGGGGGAACUCGGAUCCCUGACCAACGUUUACAGAGCCAGCAUCACUGCCAUGAUGGCUGGUGCUGAUUUCAUCAAGACCUCUACUGGAAAGGAAGAAGUGAAUGCUAUUCUCCCAGUUGGUCUUGUCAUGGUUAGAGCAAUUCGAGAAUACUACCACAAGACUGGAAUUAAGAUCGGGUUCAAGCCAGCAGGGGGCGUGCGCACCGCAAAAGACUCGCUCACGUGGCUGAUUCUUAUGAAGGAGGAGUUGGGCGAUGACUGGCUCAACCCGCGUCUGUUUCGCAUCGGCGCCAGCAGCCUUCUCAUCGAUGUCGAACGACAGCUGUACCACUGGACCUAUGGCAGAUACGCCGCAGACCACGAAUUCCCGAUGGCUUAGGCCAUGUGCCGCGCAUGCUGAGACAACGGGUUGCGCGCAGGCAGGAGGUGGCUGGAAACAACUGCUGUUCUUACGUUUCACUUUACACACUUUCCCGCUUUGCAGAGUAGCAAUCUCGCCAUGUCGACCUUGUUGCUCAGUUGUUGUAAGCUAUAUUAAUAUUAAUAUAUAUAUAUAUAUUAAUAUUUAUAUUGUUGUAAGUUGUUGUAAGUUGUUGUUGCAGUUGUUGUAUGUGGGGCAUAGUCAUCUCUUAUGAGUUGAACGCCUUUGUUGGCAUUAUAAAUCAAUAUCUAUUACCUGCCCGUUCUAGACACUGAAAUAGGUGGAACUAUGUGGUGGAUCUUUUUUCAGCAGUUCAAGAUCUGAGUCGAGGUAUAUCUUGAAUAGGGAAUAGCCAGUCUUUUAAGUCAGUGAAUUAUGUACAAUUUAUUAGAUUGCUGCUUUUGAUAUGUCACUCAAAAAAGUUUAUUGAGCAAUUUGAUUAUGGACUAUAGAGGCAAUAUUAGAAAAGGUAUAAAGAAAAGAAUAGGUAAUGGUACGGUAAUAUACAGAGAAAAGUCCUUCCUGUACUGUAUGCUACAAAUUAAGCACGCCCACUGUUUUCUGCUUAUAUAUAACUAUGCUCGUCAUCGAUACUCAGGGUUGAGACUGUGGUGAGAGUUAGAACAGGAAGCUUGUGACGCUUUAUGGGCGAGAGCUGGCUUUAACAUUGAGCUUCUGGUCACCUUAAAGACAAUUCAGAUAUAGCAUAAAUCUAGUUGCUAUCGAAGAACUUCGUGUGAGUGCGAUUAGUCUGCUAACAGUUGCCAACAAAAUGGGCAUCUAUUUAAUGUUUGGACUUCUGGACAUCACGAUUUUGCUUUUGUUGCGCAACAUUACUGUCCCCCUCACGUUCUAUGGUUUAAGCUAACUGAUAUCGAAUGCUGUGUGGCAAUUUUCACAGAGUCGCAGUAGUCCUGCAAGACUAACACCAUGAAAUUAUUUGUUCUUGCGUGAUAUGCUUCAUGUUUUGCCUGGUGGUUAGUGAGCUACAAGCUGUAGAGAGACAGUAACUACCAGUUAUGUCUUUACAACUACAACUCACAUGUUCCUAUUCAUAUUCAUAGCAAUAACACAACUACUGGAAAUAUUAGAUAUAUAGCCCUCGUAUGUUUGAUGUUACGGAUCAGCAAAAUUGUGAAACCUUGGUCAGUUUUAGAGCGUGAAUGGUAAAUUUUAUUGUGUUGCAAUAAAUGCAGAACUAUGCUGUUUAGGAAAAAUAGGCUUGCAUAUGGAAAUAGUAGAAAAGUAUUUUUGAGAAGCUUUGGCCGAUAGGACAUCCUGAAAUGAGUAUAUUUUCCUGAUUUUGCAGUGGCUUAUAUCUCCUUUUAUCCGUUUCUGCUAAUAUAAUUAUACCAAGUUAAGGACCAAAUAUAUUAUCUAUAGUAUCGAUUGUUAGAUAUGGACCUACGUACAGUUAGUAAUAUUAACCAAUUAUAUUGGCAUGCAUAUAAUUAUUACGCAUGCACUUAGAUAGUUGUUUCAUAGCCCGGUGAAUUUAAGCUAUAAAAUUACACUGUACUAAACGAUGGUUCCAGUAUACAGUAUGUGAAUGGUAUUAAAAUCUUUGCCAAAAUUAAAAUGUUAUUAAUAACCCAAUUAAAAAUUAUUAAAUUUGAUUUACGUGUGACAUAUGAUACACGAUAAAAAAAGGAAAA